AUGAGCGCGGAGCCGGACGGAGUCUCGCUGCGUUCCUCCUCGUCCUCGUCGGGUUCGCUGGGCUCGGCGGCGGGGCCGGCGCUGCGGCCGCUGUCGGCUAACGUGCGGCGGCUGCACCAGGCGCUGACGGCGCUGCUGAGCGAGGCGGAACGGGAGCGCUUCAUCCUCUGCCUCAACGCUUACCACGGCCGCCGCAACGUCUGCGAUCUGGUGCGCUCCCUCCGCGCUCUCCUCGACGGGCCCCGACGGCGGCAGCUGCUGCCCCUGCUGCGCCUGGUGCUGCCGCGUUCCGACCAGCUGCUCUUCGACCAAUACACGGCCGAAGGGCCGUACCUGCCGCCCCCCGGCCGCCCCCCGCCUCCCCCGGGGGAGCUGCGCCAGGUGACGCUGCGCCGGAGCAAAGCCCACGAGGGUUUGGGCUUCAGCAUCCGCGGCGGAGCCGAGCACGGAGUAGGGAUCUACGUGUCGCUGGUGGAGCCCGGCUCGUUGGCUGAACGGGAGGGGCUGCGCGUCGGGGAUCAGAUCCUGGGGGUGAACGGCAAGCCGCUGGACAGAGUGACCCACGCCGAGGCCGUCAAGGUUCUGAAAGGCUGUAAGAAGCUGAACCUGUCCGUCCAUUCGGUGGGACGCAUCCCGGGGGGCUACGUCACCAACCACAUCUACACCUGGGUGGACCCGCAGGGCCGCAGCGUGUCCCCACCGACGGGGCUGCCUCACCAUCAGAACAGCUCGCUGCGCAAGGACGGCGAGAAGAGGAGCCACCUCCAGCUCCUGCAGGAGGGAGAUGAGAAAAAGGUGAACCUGGUCCUGAACGAGGGGAAGUCACUGGGGCUCAUGAUCCGAGGAGGGGCAGAGUACUCCUUGGGCAUCUACAUCACCGGUGUGGACAAGGGAUCUGAAGCUGAGAGCACUGGCUUGAAGGUAGGAGACCAGAUCCUGGAGGUAAAUGGCAGGAGCUUCCUCAGCAUCCCCCACGACGAGGCGGUGAAGCUGCUCAAGUCCUCCCGUCACCUCAUCAUGACAGUGAAGGACAUUGGGAGGCUGCCCCAUGCCCGCACCACCGUGGAUGAGACCAGGUGGAUAGCGAGCUCCCAGAUUGGAGAGACCCUCGUCAGCUCCACGGGGUCUCCUUGCAGGGUGGUGGGCGAUCAUGCUGCGGAGGCAACAGCUAGGCCCGUGUUCUACCGGGGCCUGGCUGGCUCGCAGGUGACGCUGAGCAGCAUGGUGAACCAGACCCGGGUCAUGCUGGAGGAGCAGGCGAGGCACCUGCUGAACGAACAGGAACGGGCCACCAUGGGCUACUACCUGGAUGAGUAUAAGGAAGGCCAUAUCUCUGUGGAUGCUCUGGUCAUGGCGCUCUUUGAGCUGCUCAACACGCACGCGAAGUUCUCACUGCUCUCAGAGGUGAGGGGUGUGAUCUCCCCACAAGACCUCGAUCGCUUUGACAAUCUGGUGCUGAAGAGAGAGAUCGAGUCCAUGAAAGCCCGGCAGCCUGCAGGACCCAGCGUUGGCACUGAUUCCUACUCCAUGAUGUCCUACAGUGACACCAUCUCUUCCUCCAGCAGCCACUUCACCUCCACGACAGUCAGCUCAGCCCGGAACACAUCAGAAUUGGAGGAAGGUGAAGACUGCCAGCAGAGCAGCAUCAACACCCUGCCAGACAUCUCUCUGGAUGACCUCUCGUCCUUCCCAGAGGAACCCCCCAAUUUCAAGCCUCCCCCUCCUCCCACAGCCCCCCAGAUGCUGGACCCCUCCGCUGCCCAGCACAGGAACCCAGGGAAGGACAAACCCAAGCGCCCUUCCUCCGAGUCCUCCCAGUCAGGCCUCUUCUUUGUGGCCCCCCGAAACCCCACACCCCCUCCGAGCCACUCUGAGAAGGACACCAUCAGCGUGGCCUCCACUGCCACCACCUCCACCGAGGAAUCCUCCCCGAGCGCCAUCUAUGCCACCAUUUCCCCAACCCCGCGUGGCUCCCGACGGCAAAUGGACCCCCAGCUCUCCCUGCUCGGCCAUCCCCCCAUCGGCCCCUUCCCCAGGGUGCAGUCCCCCACCAGGCUGACCAGCCCUCCUGCAGAUGGCCCUGCGGCUGCCGGCUGCCAAAGCCCCGCGUCCCCAUCCCCACCUCCACCCCCAGCCCACCCCGCUCCCCCUCCUCCCAGCCCUCAGGCCAACCAGCACUUCAUCAUGGUGGAGGUGCACCAACCCAACAGCGAGCCCGAUGUCAACGAAGUGAGGCCCUUGCCCCAGGCUCGAGCCUCCACGCUCUCCCAGCUGUCAGACAGUGGGCAGACCCUCAGCGAGGACAGCGGGGUGGACAUCGGCGAGGUGGAGGUCAGCAGCAAGGACAAGAGCAGGCAGCCGGUCCCUGGGAAAAGCAGAAGCCUCAAGGAGGGCACAAGGAGUGAAGGGACAGCAGAAGGGGCCUCCAAACCGCCAGGGCUCCUGGAGCCCACCUCGUGUCUGAUCCGGGUGUCCAAGAGCGCGCCGACCUUGGGAAUCGCCAUCGAGGGCGGAGCGAACACGCGGCAGCCACUGCCCCGCAUCGUCACCAUACAGCGCGGCGGUUCAGCACACAACUGCGGGCAGCUGAAGGUGGGCCACGUCAUCCUGGAGGUGAACGGCACGGGGCUGCGGGGCAAGGAGCACCGCGAGGCUGCCCGCAUCAUCGCCGAGGCAUUCAAGCUGAAGGAGAAGGACUACAUCGAUUUCCUGGUUACAGAGUUCAACGUCGCCCUUUAG
This is a messenger RNA of Centrocercus urophasianus (Greater sage-grouse), 2739 nucleotides long. RefSeq names its product whirlin (gene WHRN). The transcript is spliced from 12 exons. Gene Ontology annotation, molecular function: protein binding. Lineage: Eukaryota; Metazoa; Chordata; Aves; Galliformes; Phasianidae. Bases 1 to 2739 code for a protein of 912 amino acids. Gene Ontology annotation, biological process: sensory perception of sound; auditory receptor cell stereocilium organization. Gene Ontology annotation, cellular component: photoreceptor inner segment; stereocilium tip; plasma membrane. The record is from RefSeq and is a predicted model, not a curated record.